This is a messenger RNA of Micromonas commoda, 712 nucleotides long. RefSeq lists its product with no specific name. NCBI's taxonomy places the organism in Eukaryota, Viridiplantae, Chlorophyta, Mamiellophyceae, Mamiellales, Mamiellaceae. The transcript has a single exon. The record is from RefSeq and is a predicted model, not a curated record. The coding region runs from base 1 to 645 and encodes 214 amino acids.
AUGAACUCCGAUAACGUCCCCCUCCUCGGUACGCGCCCGUCCAUCGCUCCGCGACCCCGCACGCUCCGCGUCCCCCCCGCGCCUGAAACACCCCUCGGAAAAAUCUCCCCCGUCGAAUCUCGCCCCGCCGAGGCUGCCUCACUGACGACGACGCGCCUUCCCACGAUCUUUCCCACACGCACAGGCGGCGCGCCCAUCGACUCCGGCCGUAAGUUCACGACUCACAUCGUGUCCAUCGCCCUCGGCGUCCUCCUCUUCUUCUCCGCCCUGCUCAACGUGGCGCAGUACCAGCACGGCCAAUCGCCGAUGGCGCGCGCCGCCCUCGGCGACGGCCGCUACGCCAUGCACGCCGUCUUCACCCUCGAGAAACCCUCGAAGCACGGCAAGUGCGCCGAGGAGCUGGUGCACAUGUGCGUCGACUCGCGCUCCGCCACGCUCGCGGCCCCCAGCAGCCUGGGCGCCGCGGCCAGCGUCAGGGAUUGGGAGGUUCGCGGUAACCGCGCGCACCUCGGGUGGACCGCGCCGGGCGUCAUGCACGGCGUGCUCUCGCUCGUGCAUCCCACGCACGGGAAGUGCGCCGAGGAGCAGGGGCUGGUGCGCAUGUGCGUGGACAAGAGGUCCGCGGCGCUCGCCACCACGAAUUGAGCGGAAUCGAGCGCCGCUCGCUCGUUGUAUAGUCCACACGCCGUGUAAUAAAGUCGAGUCCUUAUUC